This is a messenger RNA of Engraulis encrasicolus (European anchovy), 1737 nucleotides long. RefSeq names its product acid-sensing (proton-gated) ion channel 1a (gene asic1a). Gene Ontology annotation, molecular function: ligand-gated sodium channel activity. The record is from RefSeq and is a predicted model, not a curated record. Gene Ontology annotation, biological process: sodium ion transmembrane transport. Gene Ontology annotation, cellular component: plasma membrane. The transcript is spliced from 10 exons. Bases 1 to 1506 code for a protein of 501 amino acids. NCBI's taxonomy places the organism in Eukaryota, Metazoa, Chordata, Actinopteri, Clupeiformes, Engraulidae.
AUGAAGACAGUGGCAAUAAUGGACCUCAAAGUUGAGCCAGGAGAAAUGGACUGCGACCAGCCGCCUCCAAUUGAGGUUUUUGCCAAUACUUCAACGCUGCACGGCAUUUCGCACAUUUUCUCCUAUGACCGGAUCAGCAUCAGACGCUGCCUGUGGCUGGUGUUUUUUCUGAGCUCCCUGACGCUCUUGUUGUAUGUGUGCACGGACAGGAUUCAGUUUUACUUGGAGUACCCGCACGUUACCAAGCUGGAUGAAAUCACGACUCCUGUGAUGGUGUUUCCCGCCGUCACGUUCUGUAACCUCAACUCCUUUCGCUUCAGUAAAGUCACGCGCAAUGACCUGUACCACGCGGGAGAGCUGCUUGCAUUGCUUGGUCCCAGGUAUGAGAUUCGGGACCAACACUUGGUGGACGAAAGCGUCCUUGAGUCACUUAAGAACAGAGCGGACUUCAACAACUUCAAGCCGAGGCCGUUCAACAUGCGAGAGUUCUACGACAGGACGGGCCAUGACAUCCGGGACAUGAUGCUGGCCUGCCGCUUUCGGGGGUCACCGUGUCGACCAGAGGACUUCAACGUGGUGUUUACACGCUAUGGGAAGUGCUACACCUUCAACGGUGGGGGUGCCCAGGCUCCUCGCAUCAGUGUCAGGGGAGGAAUGGGAAGCGGCCUGGAGAUCAUGCUGGACAUCCAACAGGAUGAGUACCUGCCUGUAUGGGGAGAGUCAGAUGAGACGUCCUUUGAGGCGGGCAUCAAGGUGCAGAUCCACAGCCAGGACGAGCCGCCCUUCAUAGACCAGCUGGGCUUCGGGGUCGCGCCGGGCUUCCAGACCUUCGUCUCCUGCCAGGAGCAGAGGCUGGUGUAUUUACCUCCGCCAUGGGGGGAGUGCAAGACGACUCCCAUGGACUCGGACCUGUUUGAUGUGUACAGCAUCACGGCCUGCCGCAUCGACUGCGAGACACGCUACCUAGUGGAGAACUGCAACUGCCGCAUGGUCCACAUGCCAGGCGACGCCCCUUACUGCACGCCAGAGCUGUACAAAGAAUGCGCUGACCCAGCACUGGACUUCUUGGUGGAGCGUGACAAUGAUUUCUGCGUGUGUGAAUCUCCCUGCAACAUGACACGCUACAGCAAGGAGCUGUCCUUCGUCAAGAUCCCAAGCAAGGCCUCAGCUAAAUAUCUGGCUAAGAAGUACAACAAAUCAGAGGAGUACAUAGCGGAUAACAUACUGGUGCUCGAUAUCUUCUUUGAGGCAUUGAACUAUGAGACCAUUGAGCAGAAGAAAGCUUACGAGGUGGCCGGAUUGCUUGGUGAUAUUGGAGGGCAGAUGGGGCUCUUCAUCGGUGCCAGUAUCCUGACCAUUCUAGAGCUGUUUGACUACCUAUAUGAGGUCAUCAAAUACAGGUUGUGCCGAUGUUCUGACCGCAAGGACUCUCACGGCACCGGAAGCACGCAGGGAGCUGUGCUUCGAUUGGAUGAUGUCAAAUGUCACAUGACCCAUUACCCAUAGCUGGCUGCGACUCAUCAGUAGAGCUCUUUCCUCAUUGGCUCCUUCUUCACUCCAGAACCAGGAAGCACCACAAGACCCUCACGAUUAAAAGCUUUGGAGGAUGCCAAGGACCAAAUUUUGACACAUUCCUGUUUAAGGUCGUAUUUGUGUAUAGGUUUGUCUGUUCUGUGCUGAGUAGAUGGUUUCAUGGAAGACCUGACAGUGAGAAAACUCACACGUUAAGACGAGGAC